AGAGAGAGAGAGAGAGAGAGAGAGACAGAGAGAGGAGAGAGGAGGAACAGACAACAAGGAGGCAGAAUACUACACGUGUCUGUCUGACCGUGUGUGUCGUGUGUUACCAUGACGAGAGCAGCGCUCAUCAAACUCCUCAUCUUCAUCCUCCUCGCCUUCAUCAUCUGUCUCCCAGAGUUCUUCACUUCACACAGAGUGAGGGUAAACUUCCACUGUGUGACCUUUGACCUCUGUGGGGACCAGGAAGUGACAUCACAGUGUGACCCCAGGCUGACCCCCGCGGAACAGAAUUCCGACCGGAGCGGCGAGGAGAAGCCAGUCUGCACCGGUAACACCUGGAGGAACGGGACGGGUUCUGGACUGAGCUGGUUGCUUUGUGACACAGAGACGGACCUGCCCGCUCUCCAUGGCAACGCCUCGCUGUCAGGGAGGAGGGUGGCGCUAUCAGUGUUGUCUGAAGGAGGGAACGUGACUUUGUACGGCUUACUGACAGAGGAGAAGAAAGAGAGGGAGGAAGAGUGGGUGGAGGAAGGACAGGGAUUCAUCUACUGCUGUCUUCAAACCCCGCCCCUUUCCAUACCAACCAAUCACAGCCAGUGUCUCGUUCAUCUCCACACCCAAGGAACCAAUCAGACAGCUGUAAAGUCUGACCUGCCCUGGACACGCCCACCUAGAAGUGAGUGGUUGUGUGUGUUCAGGAUGGUGUGGUUGGUCCUGUUGGUUGUGGUCCUGUUGAUCGUUCUCACCACGGUCCUGGGGCUGAUCCACUGGAGGACAGGCUGCUGCCGGAAGAAGCCCAGGGUGUAUCCAGCCAGUGUGUUCCAGACCAGUGGAUUCAACACUGACCUCCUUCAUGUCUCUGUUUCACUACAUCCCUCAUCAGAGCUGCUGCUCAGUGGAUACGGGACAACAUACUGGACAGGCCUGUUGUCACCCAUUCACGAAGAGAAGACUGCAGAGGAGGAGCCUCAUCAGGGUUACUACGGUAAUGAAACAGCCCUCCACCACCGCGGCCACCCUCUUCCCUCAUCCCUUUCUCCUGAAGAGCUCUAGAUGAACAAAGAAGAAUUAGACAGGAACACCAAGAAAUGUCUUCCUUUUAACGUCUUGACAGUUUUUUUUGUUUUAACAAAUGAAAAUAAAAAAAGGUCAAGUGUA
This is a messenger RNA of Coregonus clupeaformis (lake whitefish), 1158 nucleotides long. RefSeq lists its product as uncharacterized. Bases 109 to 1053 code for a protein of 314 amino acids. NCBI's taxonomy places the organism in Eukaryota, Metazoa, Chordata, Actinopteri, Salmoniformes, Salmonidae. The transcript has 9 exons. The record is from RefSeq and is a predicted model, not a curated record.